Messenger RNA from Gossypium raimondii (Peruvian cotton), 2334 nucleotides. RefSeq names its product aldehyde oxidase GLOX. The record is from RefSeq and is a predicted model, not a curated record. The transcript has a single exon. NCBI's taxonomy places the organism in Eukaryota, Viridiplantae, Streptophyta, Magnoliopsida, Malvales, Malvaceae. Bases 527 to 2227 code for a protein of 566 amino acids.
UGUGCGGAUGUGUUUGACACGUGCAUAUUCAUUUUUUUAAAGAUUUUUUUUUUGUAUUUGGAGGAUUUUUGAAAUAUUAUAUUCUUAUACGCAUGUCCGAAAAUAUGUCAUCGGUCGGAGGAAUGUAGUUAGGAGUGGCAUGCUACUGUCGCUUUCUUUAGCUUUGCCAUAAAUAACAUGAGUAUAAUAAUGAAAAUAUUAAUGUGUCAUUUUUUUACACAUAAGAAAAUACAGAUGAAUAUAGAUAUUGCAAGAUGUAGUGAGUAGUCAGCCAAGAAUUGUGCACUUCAGUGGUACGUUGUGUGAUGCUUUGCAUGAAUAUCACAUUCAGCUCACGUCAAGAUUGCUUCGACUAACUUCACGCCAUUUUAGGACCCAUCGGUUCCAACUUCAGCAAAACUAGCAGCUGCGUCAUUAACAGCCGCCUCGAGUCUUGAAUUUACCCUAGACCUAAAACCAACCUAUAAAAUGAAGUUUUAUAUAUUAACUCCAUGAACCGCAACAGUCGAACUCCAAGUCCUACACCAUGGGUGACAAGAACCAUUUGCUUUACGUUGUUACAAUUCAUGCAAUCUUCGCUUUACUGCAUUUCAUUGUCAGUGAUGCAGUCGAGACGCUCGCCCGUGCUGUGGGCCGACAAGAGAGAUGGCAGCUGUUACGGAAUAAUACGGGAGUUGUCGCCAUGCACAUGGCGUUAACCCAUGAAAAUACUGUUAUUAUCUUCGACCAAACUGAAGCAGGCCCCUCUCAGUACCGGCUUCAUGAACGGUACAAUGGGAGAAGAUGCAGCACUCGUUCCCGUGCCGAUUUAAAAGAUGGGGCGUGUUAUGCUCAUUCGGUUGAAUAUUACAUUCAUGGUAAUAACUUGCGGCCGCUUAGGUUUGUCUCGGAUCCAUGGUGCUCUUCGGGUUCGUUCCUCAGCAAUGGCACACUUCUCCAAGUUGGUGGCCAUGGUCGAGGAUCGCAAAGGAUACGAUAUUUCAGACCUUGCCGUGAUCAUCUAUGCAAUUGGCAGCAAUCGAAGAGGUCAUUGUCGGAUAAUCGAUGGUAUGCUUCGAAUCUAUUAUUGCCUCAACAUGAUCGAGUUAUUGUUGUUGGUGGAAGGAAUGCUUAUAGUUACGAAUUUAUACCUAAAUUACAUACCAAGGACAGAUCUUUUAAUCUUCCCUUUUUGCAUGACACUCAUGACGAGGAUGGUGGCGGAAACAACCUCUACCCUUUCCUUCAUCUUUCUUCUGAUGGUAACCUCUUCAUCUUCGCCAACCGUGACUCCAUCCUUUUCAAUUAUCAACGAAACCGUGUGGUCAAAACCUUUCCGAGGAUUCCAGGGGGUGGUUCCAGAAGCUAUCCGAGCUCAGGAUCAUCAGUUAUUCUCCCAUUGGAUCACCAAGACAGGUUCCAAAAAGUCGAAGUCAUGGUAUGCGGCGGCGCGGCCUCGGGAGCUUACGAAGCGGCAGCCAGAGGGAGAUUCCUCCCUGCAUUGAGCUCCUGUGGGAGAAUGGUGAUUACAGGGAACAAUCACAUAUGGAAAAUGGAAAACAUGCCAGGACCUCGUACCAUGCAUGACAUGUUGAUCCUUCCUACAGGUCAUAUACUAAUCAUCAAUGGCGCUAGACGUGGUUGCGCAGGAUGGCAAAACGCAGCGACCCCAUCGCUCAGGCCGUACCUUUACAAUCCUAAGAAAAGUCGUGGACAAAGAUUUACGGUCCUGAAAGCCACCAGGAUUGCCCGAAUGUAUCAUUCCUCGGCUCUUCUUUUACCGGACGGGAGAGUCUUGGUUGCCGGCGGCAACCCUUAUAAUACAUACACUUUCAGCAACGUUGCUUACCCGACGGAGCUAAGAUUACAAGCUUUUGUCCCUGAUUAUAUGGACCGGCAAUUCAAUGAUUUGAGACCUGGGAAUGUAACGAUAGAGUAUGAGGGGCAUUCAUCUGGUGUUGCAUAUGGGACAGCGUUUACUAUUCAUUUCUGGCUUGGACGAAGGCCAAGUAAAGACGUGGAAUAUAGUGUUUAUGCGCCGCCGUUCACGACGCAUUCCAUUUCAAUGAAUCAAAGGUUGCUGAAACUGAGGUGCCGGCACACAACAAGGGACGGCGGUGGUUCGAUGAGUGCUGUUUUGGAGGCUCCACCGUCGCCGAAUGUGGCACCACCUGGUUACUAUUUGCUUACUGUUGUUAAUAAUGGCAUCCCUAGCUUAUCUCAAUGGAUUAGAUUCAUCCCUGCUUGAUCUUUCUUGCACUUUGUCUUCAAUAUCCAAAAUAAUAUGCUUUUUAAUUUCCUGAAUAAAGUGUAACCAGAUAUUCUGUUAUUCUUCUGUAAAUUCACUCUUAACUU